AUGGGAAGCGGCGUUGGAUUUCUCCUCCGUGUGGUGCUGGCGGCCUCGGUCCUGCUAGCGGUAAUGUCUGUGGCCUGCGCUGGGGGGAAGUACCAGCUCGGUCUCGGUUUGGAGGGGCAGCUGGCCGGGUGGGUCUCCGCGAGGUCGAGCUGCACGGGAACGGUGGCGGAGUGCCUGGCCGAGGACGAGGACGAGUUCUCCCUUGACUCAGAGAGCAACCGCCGUAUCCUGGCCGCUUCUGGUUACAUCAGCUACGCCGCUCUCCGGCGGGGCUCGGUCCCUUGCUCCCGGCGCGGCGCCUCCUACUACAACUGCCGCCCAGGGGCCCAGGCCAACCCCUACAGGCGCGGCUGCAACGCCAUUACCCGGUGCCGCUCCUAG
This is a messenger RNA of Spirodela intermedia, 381 nucleotides long. Lineage: Eukaryota; Viridiplantae; Streptophyta; Magnoliopsida; Alismatales; Araceae. The record is from the annotation of a GenBank genome assembly.